Molecule: messenger RNA, 2331 nt
Organism: Cajanus cajan (pigeon pea)
Lineage: Eukaryota; Viridiplantae; Streptophyta; Magnoliopsida; Fabales; Fabaceae
Product: heat shock 70 kDa protein 4
Molecular function (GO): ATP binding; ATP-dependent protein folding chaperone
Source: RefSeq, a predicted model, not a curated record
UUCCCAUCAUUAAUCUCAUUUCAGUUGAUAGUAUACUCGUGCUUAACAAGUUUGUGGACGGUUAAGAUUGUGAAGGAAAAACCUCUUGAGAGCUUAUUCGGGAUUAGUUCAAGACUCCAAGCUGACUUCAAUUCUUUUGAACACAUUCUACAAUCACUUGGAAGAGAAUGGCAAAGCAAAAUAAGGAAUGGGCUGUAGGAAUCGACCUUGGCACAACAUACUCGUGUGUUGCUGUAUGGCAAGAACAACACUGUCGAGUGGAGGUCAUUCACAACGACCAAGGCAAUAGAACCACACCUUCUUGUGUUGCUUUCACAGACAACCAAAGAUUGAUUGGCAAUGCCGCUAAGAAUCAGGCUGCCACCAACCCAACCAACACUGUCUUUGAUGUGAAAAGGUUAAUUGGAAGAAGAUAUAGUGAUCCCAUUAUUGAGAAUGACUUAAGGUUGUGGCCAUUCAAGGUCGUUGCUGGUGCUGAUGACAAACCCAUGAUAGUUGUUUCAUACAAGGGUCAGGAGAAGCAUAUUUCAGCUGAGGAAAUCUCAUCUAUGAUCCUUACAAAGAUGCGCGAGAUUGCAGAAGCAUAUUUGGAAUCACCAGUUAAGAAUGCAGUUGUUACUGUGCCUGCUUAUUUCAAUGACUCUCAACGUAAAGCCACCAAAGAUGCUGGUGCCAUUGCUGGCCUAAAUGUUAUGCGGAUAAUCAAUGAGCCUACGGCUGCAGCACUAGCAUAUGGCAUUGACAAGAGAGCUAAUUGUGUUGGAGAGCGAAAUAUUUUCGUCUUUGAUCUUGGUGGUGGUACAUUUGAUGUUUCUCUGCUCACAAUUAAGGGCGAUGUCUUUGAAGUCAAGGCCACUGCUGGUGACACUCACCUUGGAGGAGAGGACAUUGAUAACAGAAUGGUGAACUACUUUGUAGAGGAGUUCAAGAGGAAGAGCAAAGUGGACAUUAGUGGGAACUCAAGAGCACUGAGGAGGUUGAGAACUGCUUGUGAGAGAGCAAAAAGAACACUCUCAUAUGCUGCUGAUACCACCAUCGAGGUAGAUGCUUUAUCUGGGAGCAUUGACUUCUGUUCAUCAAUCACUCGUGCAAGGUUUGAGGAACUAAACAUGGGCCUCUUUAGAAAGUGUAUGGAGACAGUAGAUAGGUGUCUCGUUGAUUCUAAGAUGGACAAGAAUGAUAUACAUGAUGUUGUACUUGUUGGUGGUUCUUCCAGGAUCCCCAAAGUGCAGCAGCUAUUGCAGGACUUGUUCAAGGGGAAGGAUCUGUGCAAGAGCAUCAACCCUGAUGAGGCUGUUGCUUAUGGAGCAGCAGUCCAAGCCGCUUUGUUGAGCAAAGGCAUCAAAUAUGUUCCCAAUCUAGUGCUAUUGGAUGUUACACCACUGUCACUUGGUAUAUCGCUCAAGGGAGAUCUCAUGAGUGUUAUGAUUCCUAGGAACACUACCAUUCCUGUAAAGAAGAAAAAGGUAUACUAUACAAAUGAUGAAAACCCAACCGUUGUUGGGAUUGAGGUUUAUGAGGGUGAGAGAGCAAGAGAUAGUGAUAACAAUUUGCUGGGAUUUUUUAAUCUCUCUGGUUUUCCUCCUGCUACUUGUGGUCAACCCUUGGAUGUGUGCUUUUCCAUAGAUGAAAAUGGUAUCUUGUCUGUUUCUGCUGAGGGAAAAACCAAUGGCAAUAAGAACGAGAUUACCAUAACUAAUGAAAAGGGAAGACUAUCAACUGAACAAAUUAUGAGAUUGAUCCAAGAAGCUGAGAAAUACAAGGCUGAAGACCUAAAGUACCAGAAGAAAGUUGAAGCAAUGAAUGCUUUGGAUGAUUACAUAUACAAGAUAAGGAAUGCUAUAGAGGAUGUUGAUAACAGUCAUGAGUUUCAUCCACAAGACAAAAUGAAAGUCAAUUUGGCAAUUACAAAGGCCAGGAAUUUACUUGAUGCUGGUCAACAGACAGGAACAAAGGUGUUUGAGGAUUAUCUGAAAGAGGUAGAGAGCCUCAUUGAACCCAUUAUGAGGGUUAGCUAGUUUGUUUCUAGUUUACUUGGGUGAAACAUGCAAAACUUUGAACCUGUUAUGCAGACAAUUUAAUAGUUCUAAUUUCCUGAAUCAAUCCUUGAACACAUCUUUCGUCCACCUCUAUCUAACAUAAAUCUGGAUAUGCCUAUAAUUAUGUGUAGUGAACUUGAGUACAUUUCUUCCAUAGUUAUUUGUUAUGUUAUACCAUACAUAUAAAUAGUAACAUAGUCAAGCCUAUAUAGUGUCUCAGCUUUGAUAAAAUUCAUACAUUCUUGUUGCUAUUAUUUUCCAUUAUAUAGUGUCUCAGCUUUGAUAAAAUUCA